Molecule: messenger RNA, 511 nt
Organism: Toxorhynchites rutilus septentrionalis
Lineage: Eukaryota; Metazoa; Arthropoda; Insecta; Diptera; Culicidae
Gene: ATPsynE
Product: ATP synthase subunit e, mitochondrial
Exons: 3
Coding region: 122-367 (81 amino acids)
Biological process (GO): proton motive force-driven ATP synthesis
Molecular function (GO): proton transmembrane transporter activity
Source: RefSeq, a predicted model, not a curated record
AUUUGACGUUUUCAGCGGGUCCGUCCGACAUUACUCGUUUUCUCGUGAAGUGUGAAAUCCUUUAGGAGGAAAACAUCCUGUACAUUUUCGCAAUAGAUUUCCUCUUAUCAAUCCGCUCGAAAUGGUAGAACUCGGUGCUCCUGUGCGUGUGUCUCCGCUGAUCAAGUUCGGUCGCUGGUCAUUCCUGGCUGUCGGAAUUGCGUAUGGAGCAUACCACCAGCAACGCCUGGCGAAACGUGAGGUUGGUAUCCGGAAUAUCGAAGCACAACAGAAAGCCGUUCGUGAUGCUAAAUUAGCCGAAGAGAAGGAACGCAAUCGGGAAGCCGAAAACAGAGCCAUUGCUGAGUUAUCCGGUUCGAAGAAGUAAACAUCGUAGGGAAUUCUUGGCUAGUGUUUUGUUUUACAUUCACUAUUGGGAGGAAUGAAACAAUUUGUUGGAGAUUUGUCUUCUUCAACAAUGGAAACGUCGCAUCGCCAUAAGUGAUCAAAAUAAAUUGUCAGCGAUAUUAAA